GGGGCAGAGCCCGGUGGGAGCGGCACUGAAGGGGGCAGAGCCCGGUGGGAGCGGCGCUGAGAGUGGGCAGAGCCCGGUGGGAGCGGCGCGGAGGCCCGGUGCCAGUCUGUCGGGCGUUUGCUGCCGGGCGGCGGCGGCGGCGCGGCCGGGAUGGUGCGGACGAAGGCGGACAGCGGCAGGAGCUACCGCAAAGUGGUGGUGGCCCGGGCUCCACGGAAGGUGCUGGGCUCUAGCGGCGUCAACGCGGGACCGUCGCCGGCCGCCAAGAGAGGCGCUGCUCCCCGCAACCCGGUGUGCCUCCGGCCCGCACCCGCCUGGCAGAGGGGCAUCGGCGAGUUCCUGCAGCGCUCACGGACGGAGAAGCGGGCGCCGUGCGGAGAGCAGGCGGCGGGCCGCGGGCUGCGGGCGGCCGCCAAGCGAGCUUGUCCCCUGCCAGAAGCUCCUGCAGAAGAUGGGGACUCAGCUGGAGAGGAGCAGAGCUGACCUGCCCCUGCUGCAGCCACCUGGGGUGUGUUUGGGUACUUCUUCACACGUUGUUAUAGCUUUAUCCUUCAAGGAUGAGUUUGAGACACUGCCAGAAGUUGGUGGUGAUAUGAAAAGCACUUGUUGAAGCUCAGAGUUCAGUAAAGGCCACUGUUUGUGUUUUUA
Pogoniulus pusillus (Red-fronted tinkerbird) is the source of this 648-nucleotide messenger RNA. RefSeq names its product PCNA clamp associated factor (gene PCLAF). Bases 151 to 483 code for a protein of 110 amino acids. Lineage: Eukaryota; Metazoa; Chordata; Aves; Piciformes; Lybiidae. The transcript has 4 exons. Gene Ontology annotation, molecular function: chromatin binding. Gene Ontology annotation, biological process: regulation of cell cycle; translesion synthesis. The record is from RefSeq and is a predicted model, not a curated record. Gene Ontology annotation, cellular component: nucleus.